Acanthopagrus latus (yellowfin seabream) is the source of this 6972-nucleotide messenger RNA. RefSeq names its product solute carrier family 29 member 4 (gene slc29a4). The transcript has 11 exons. Lineage: Eukaryota; Metazoa; Chordata; Actinopteri; Spariformes; Sparidae. Gene Ontology annotation, biological process: nucleoside transmembrane transport. Gene Ontology annotation, molecular function: nucleoside transmembrane transporter activity; monoamine transmembrane transporter activity. The record is from RefSeq and is a predicted model, not a curated record. Gene Ontology annotation, cellular component: plasma membrane. Bases 552 to 2204 code for a protein of 550 amino acids.
GAAAACGACUGAUUGGAAAAGACGAGCAGCCAGAGGCAGCACCCCCACCUCCUCCUCCUCCCUCCCUCCUUCCCUCCCUCACCCCCCUGUCCUCGCUCUCCUCAUCCAUCCAUCCACGCUUCCUCCUCUCCUCUCCUCUCCUCUCCUCUCCUCUCCUCUGCUCUGCUGCUGGAUGGUGCGUUCCAGGAGCGCACGCAGGACGGCACCGGGGGCUUCCCUUUUCCGUCUGAUGGAGACGGGCUGAGGAGGUGGAGGAGGAGGAGAGACCAUCAGGUCCGGUCGGCAGAGCCCACCUCUCGAGGACCCUGCGAGGAAGGACUUCCCGCUCCCCCCGCUGCCGCGAGAGCCGGAGGAGCGGACGCGACACAGGGGAGCGAGAGGGGAGACACCGGAGAUCCUCCAUCAUCUGAAGGUCUCCUGCCUCUCUCCCACUGUGUGUCACUGCCAUUGUUUUUUAAAAUGCACGCUCACAACAUUGUGUAGCUUGCGGUGUCUAGUGAAGUGUGUAGCUCGUGUGUGUGUGUAUUUGUGUGCAUACUUCAGUCGCAAAGAUGGGCUCAGUGGGAGCGGAGCGCCGCAGGCCCACGCCGGUCCAGACGCCUGAGGAGAGGGAUGUGUGGAGGGAUGGAGGAGGAAGAGCUGGAUGGAGGGAUGGAGGGAGGGAGGGCUGGAGAGAGGGAAGAGAGAGCGGCGUGGUGCAGAGCUACAGCUUCGACUCGUACCAGCUGGAGGAGGAGGAGAUCAGUAAAGAUGCCCCGGAGCGAGGAGUGCUGGCUCUGUCCGAGCCCGACUUUGAGGAGCCGAUCCCUGACGACCGUUACCAUGGCAUCUACUUUGCAAUGCUGUUGGCUGGGGUGGGCUUCCUGCUUCCCUACAACAGUUUCAUCACUGAUGUGGACUACCUGCACCACAAGUUUAAAGGGACGUCCAUCGUGUUCGACAUGAGUCUGACGUAUAUCCUGGUAGCUCUGUUGGCUGUCAUCCUCAACAACGUGCUGGUGGAGAGACUAAGCAUGCACACCAGAAUCACCGUGGGUUACAUCUUCGCUCUGGGGCCGUUGGUCUUUGUCAGUGUGUUUGAUGUGUGGCUGGCCAAGUUCACCACCAGGCAGGCAUACAUCAUUAACCUUGUGUCCGUGGGAGUGGUGGCCUUCGGAUGCACAGUGCAGCAGUCCAGUUUCUAUGGUUACAUGGGGAUGCUGCCCAAGAGGUACACACAGGGGGUGAUGACUGGAGAGAGUACAGCGGGGGUGAUCAUCUCGCUGUCUCGCAUCUUCACCAAGCUGCUGAUCAACGACGAGAGGAGGAACACGCUCAUCUUCUUCCUCGUCUCCAUCAGCAUGGAGAUGCUCUGCUUCUUGCUUCACCUGCUGGUGCGCCGCUCCCGAUUCGUCCGCUACUACACCAGCCACACCCCGGGCAAAGGUCCGGGCAAGUGUCACGACCCGCGGGACAACGGGGCCGGAUACCGCGUUCACCAUGAUGUCACCGCAGAGGAAGUAAGAUUUGGAAAUGGUGGGACAGGACCGCCCUCCGCAGAGGAAAGCGUCGAGGACAUCGCGGGUGGGACGUACGUGCGAUUCGACGCCCCGAAAGCCAAGAUAAGGAAAAGCUGGCCCGGCGUCCGCGACAUGAUCCUGCAUCGCUACGUGGUGUCCCGCGUGAUCUGGGCCUACAUGCUGUCUAUAGCAGUGACCUACAGCAUCACUCUGUGUCUGUUCCCCGGCCUGGAGUCAGAGAUAAAAAACCCCACCUUAGGAGAAUGGCUCCCAAUCCUCAUCAUGGCCACCUUCAACAUGUCGGACUUUGUUGGCAAGAUCCUGGCAGCUCUGCCGUACGACUGGUCUGGAGGCCGCCUGCUCUUCUUCUCCUGUCUGAGGGUGGUCUUCAUCCCCCUGUUCGUCAUGUGCGUGUACCCGGCCAGCGCUCCAACCCUGUCACACCCCGCCUGGCCCUGUCUCUUCUCUCUCCUCAUGGGAGUCACCAACGGCUACUUUGGGUCAGUGCCGAUGAUCCAAGCUGCUGGCAAAGUGCCGCCUGAACAGAGGGAGCUGGCAGGGAACACCAUGACGGUCUCCUAUAUGACAGGCUUGAUGGUGGGCUCGGCGGUGGCGUACGCGGCUUACAGCUUCACCGCUCCCGGAUCAGGCGCGCGCUUAUCCACACUCAGCAUGCACACACAUGCAAAUGGUACUGGGUAUUGAAUGUCCUCAUACAAUAAAACACACACACAUAGAUGUACACACACACACUCACACACACACACCUGCAGCCAUUUUCACACAUAAGAGCCCGGUCAGAAGGGGCAGCGCAGACUCGAGUCCAGCUACAGAGGACAAGAAGACAUCUGUAAAAAGUGUUAAAAGGGUCUUGUUUAUACUCUGAGAGACAUGCUCUGAUUUGGCACAUUGGAUAAAGAAGACAAAGAAAUUGGACUGAGUAGUGGAGAAAAUUAUGUUAGACAGUAAAAAAAAAAAAAACGUAGCAGACUUCUCCACUCUCUCACUCUCCAGCCAGGCAGUCCAGUGACCUUCAAAUGUCUCGCCUCUGAUGUGAUGAACUUUUCCCCGGAGCUGAAGAACGGAAGCUCAGCGGGCCAACAAGAAGCCCUUUGGGUGUCUCUACAGUGAAAUUAUCGUCUGCAUGCGUGUGCGAACAGAUGGGCUGACAUUUGUACAGUGUAAAGUCAAGUGAUGUUUUGCUGCAGGGGACGAAGGGGACCUUGUGUCACAGGUCGCCCACAGUAUGUUGCGUUUCAUGACUCCUCAGAACUGUUGGUACUCAGAAAAGAGAGGUGAGCAGAUCAGCGUGGAGUUUUCUAGAUCAGCUGUUCGCUCAUUAUCAUUGCCUCUGACGAAAAUACUGUCAGAAUAUUUGGACGGUGAGUUACAGCCAUGGUGAUUUGAUUCAGCUAAUGUUACUGAAAUCUGCACCAAAAGCAACUUAAAGGGAACCCCAUUUAAUUUACAGUUGAACAUGAGCUAGCACACGUUCAGGUCCUGUAAUGUGACACAUUUAUGGGUAUAAUGGAAUAUGUGGACUUAGCAUAAUUAUGAGAGGGAUGUAAAUCAUUCAGCUGAGCCCCAAACACCUCUGACCCAUAACAUUACUACGCUAGCUGCUGUGACCCACAAGCCAAUGUUAGCAAGUCAUCCAAAAUAACAUUUGAUUAGAUACAUUUAUGUACAUGGCUGAAAUGUUUUAUAGGACGAGAAAAGAGAGGGAUUUAACAUUUAACAUAUCAGCGGUGAGCAGUUAAAGGGUAAUUCCACCAACUGUACACAUUAAAGUGUGUUUACAGGUCUUGGGGAGCACUCCUGCGUAUGUGAAAGUAGUGUAAAGCCUUUUGUGGCUCCAGAGGAAGCUGAAUGUAGUCUUUUAAUUGCCUCCAGUGAAAGUUGCAUUGUGGGUAAUGUACGCUACAAAUAUGUUGGAUUCAACAUAUACAGUAUCAAAACAAAUGGUCAAGCUAUUCAGCAGCUUCAGAGGUAUCAACCUUUUUAUUUGAUUAAUUUUUCUUGCUUUUUCAAAACCUGUUGCCUACAUUACCCACAAUGCAACUUAGUGAAAUCUUUCCAGUCCAUCUUCAGCUAAUGUAAAUUGGCAAAGCUCCAGUCUUGUAUACAUAUUAAUUUCAAAUUACAAAAAGCAUCAUGAGCCUUAUAAUGAUGAACCUCCAUGGGGUCACUAUGAUUCUCUGCAUUAGCAGCUGCUUCCCCCUGUUGUUUGUGUUUCCAGUAAUGCUAAAAGAAGACGAGAGUAAUAAGAAUCUUCACAUCCCUUCCUGCUCCUUCUGAUGGCUGUAAAGAGAACAAAACGCUGGUUGGCUGUGUGUUGCAGUUGUUUUUUUUAAUAGUUUGUGUCGCCUCUGGGUCCCUCUGAACGGUAUCUGUGUGUAACAUGUAAUGAUGUGGGAUAUUAUGGGGAAAAACAAAAAUAGUGCCAAAAAGUCUGACCAGUGUCCGUAGCUGAGAAAACAGUGAAUGUAUAAAAAAAAAAGUUUAACAGGAUAAAAAAAUGUAAAUACACAGAAUGAAAUCCACUCAAGGCAGUGAAGAGCUCUUACUUUAUUCAUGCGGAAGCCUCUGGAAUAUAUCAGAUUCAUAUUUUUUGUAGCUAGUAGAGGCGAUCCGGAAAGCAACUAUUGCCUUUAUUCUGUCAACACAGCACUGAGCAGCUUCCACAGCCUCUUAGUCCCUCCACAUUUCUUGUUGGAUUUGAUUAAAUUUUCAGCGAUAAAGAGGAUCUCCUGCCACAUCAGAGUUCAGAGCUGAUACAUUAUGAAGAAAGCCCAGCCUUGGUGUGGAAAACGGCAUGAAGUGCACUACAUUAUGUAGGUGACGGCUCAAAUGGAGCCUAAUGCGGCGCUGUUUGAAGAAUGGUUGGGUGCCAUUUGGGAGCUGACCUCAUUACUGUAUGUAUGUCCCGCUGUGCUGACGGUGCUAUAUUGCCCGAGGCCUGUGUCCUCUCAGCGAGCUGCUAGAUUUGAAGGUGUUUUUAGUUAUUUUUGGUCAGAUGCGUCAUAAAGGACAUGGAAAGUCACUUUCCAUCUCUCGCUCUUCAGUGAAUGGACAGUCCAUUUUGCACAAAAUUGCAUCUUUAUGUUGAAUCCAACCCUUCAUGCUAGUUUAAAGGAUCAGUGCACCCACACUUGAAAAUUCAGCCAUUAUCAAUCAAACUCAUGUUGAUCAAAAAGGCAAGUGAAGUAGUCCACAAAACAUUUCUGGAGCUUUACAUUAAAAGAGCGUUGCGGCAUUCUCCCAAACAACUGAAGUAGAUGGGGACGAUAAAAACAACCCAAAAAAUCACAAAGUGACUCCAAACAGUUCAACCUGUGCAAAGUCUCCAGAAGUCCUGAGAUCCCAAAUUGAUUUGAAUGGACGACACCCAACUACCUUGGAGGGGCUAUGUGCUAACACUUAUAGCUUAGCAGCUACAGUGAAAAUUAGGCUUUAAAACAGGUGUAAAUAACUUGUGUAGAUAGUGAAUUUUCAUGUCUGGGUGAACUGUGAGAGUUUGAUGAGAAGAUGGAGAUAACUCAUAUUUGUACGGUAUGAAGCUACAGGUUGCAGAUGGUUGUUAGCUUAGCUCAAAGAAUGCUAGCCUAGCUCAGUCUAAAUCCACCAACACCUUAAAAGUUAAUACAUUCACAUAUUAUAUCUCUCACUUUAGUUAUUUGUGAGCUUUAGAAGUGCUGAUAGCUGGAUUUUGAUACAGUCGGACAGAGCUAGCCCAGCUGUUCCCCCCCUUUUCAUUCUUUAUGCUAAGCUAAGCUAACCAGCUGCUGCUCUAGCUUUGUACUUACUGUGACAAGAGUUGUAUCAAUCCUCUCAUCUGACCCUCAGCAUGAUGAGACCAAACAUAUUGCCUAAAAUAACUAGUAGUUCACUGCAGUGGUAGUUGAUGUAUAAAACAAUGAGGUAUCCUAAGCAGGCUGUCCUGUCAUGACACCGGUGUUAUUUUUUUAAACCAGCACAUUCGUCUGCCAGUGCAAUAAAUAGUUAAAGCUUCACCGUAGAGAAUGAUUCAUGCAGAGUUUGACCUUAAUGACAUUCUGAUCUGUUUAAAACUGACAUUAUAAAAUCCUGACCUACUGCUCGCUCCGUAUUUUUUUCCGCUGCCGACGAAUCAUUUAUCAUUUGAGAACAUAUUUCUGGCAUUAGCUGACACUCUCGUCCGGAGCGACUUAUGAUGAGUUUAACAGGAUAAGCUUCCUCAAAAUGAGAUCACCGAAAAAACAUCGAACCAAAGGGCAGAGCCGAGGCACUCCAACAGAAUCUCCACGCGAGAGAAGUGUCACGAAACGCAUGGAACGAGCGGCAGAGGGAAUGUUUGGAUAGCAAUUAGAGUGAACUAGAGCAGAGAGGAGAGACACUAAUGAGGCGAGGUUUUCACCUCUGAUGGGAGUUGGAAAGCAACUACGGAGUUUGAAGGUUAUUCCACCGCUGGGGCACAAAGUUUGCUCUCCAUUUUGAGUUGAGCGUGCAGCUGCAUGUAAAAGUCACUGACCUGUUUUUUUUUUUUUUUUUAAUCUUUAACUACAUUUUAUCUCAUAAUAAUCCUCAUCAUCGCAGUCAGAUAUGUGUCAGUUUGCCGUUUGACUUCCAGUUUCUAGUUUUUUAAUCUGCCACAGACUUCAUCAGAAUUUUGUCGGAAACCAUCUCUGAUAAUUUUAGACUCAACCCUCAUGUGACUGCACACUGUGAAAUAUCAGGAUGGUGUGAAAGAUAGCAUAUGGACUCUACUCUGUUUAUUUGUAUAUAUCUACAGCAACAAGAUACUUUGGAAGUUUUGUUGCUUCUCAAUAAGCAGUUAAAUUUGGCCCUUUCUGUGGGAGUCGGAUCAGUUUUAAAUUCAAAAUAUGUGCAUAUAUCAAAAGGAUUCGACAACCAAACAGACCUGCCUGUUUCAGGAGUGGGAGGACAAUUAUCUUUAGCUGCAUCAACAAGGAUGGAGAUAAUUCAACAAUCUGAAUAAAUGAUAUUCUUUGAUUAAAGGUGCAAAAUGUAAGAAUCCUAAACCCCUAGAACAACAAACAAAUAGGCACAGCCUCAGUGCUACAGAGUAAGCGCUCACUGCUGCUGACUGUGGCUCCUGUUAGCUAUUUAGCUCAGUUAGCCGUGCAGCUAGUGGUUCCAACUGGGUAGCUGGAAGGGGUAUUCAGAAGAGGUACGGGCUGGGACUAGCUGGGUAGCAUGCUAACUUCAGUAGACAUCUCUGCAACACAUUACAUCAAAGUAAUGUAAAUUACGUGAUAACCCUAAUUUAUAUGGAUUUUGUUGAUGAGCUUAGUUAAUUCUUAAAUUCUUACACAUUGCACCUUUAAUGCAACUAAUACCAAAACAUGCUCAUUUGUUAGAGUAAGCCCAAAACUCACCAACCAUGUGAACUGAAUUGUUGUUUUAAUGUAAAUAUGUUCAAUCAGCGUUGUCCCAUCAUCAGAGCUUAAUAAAACAGUUGUUUACAGCUUUC